Messenger RNA from Thalassophryne amazonica, 1477 nucleotides. RefSeq lists its product as uncharacterized. The coding region runs from base 282 to 1190 and encodes 302 amino acids. The transcript is spliced from 6 exons. NCBI's taxonomy places the organism in Eukaryota, Metazoa, Chordata, Actinopteri, Batrachoidiformes, Batrachoididae. Gene Ontology annotation, molecular function: serine-type endopeptidase activity. Gene Ontology annotation, biological process: proteolysis. The record is from RefSeq and is a predicted model, not a curated record.
UCAGUUUUUGUGAUUUUGUGAUCGUGGGUGCGUUGAGAAUUUAGUCCACGGUUAAAACAGACACGGGCUACUUUUUUAUUUAUUUAAAACCGAUAUGGAAUUAUUAUCAUUGUAAUUGUUCACACAAACGCACCGUACAAAACGGACACGCUUAGCACAUUUUUUUCUCUUUUCUUUUUUUUUUUUUUUUUUUGCUGGAAUCGUUUCACGGACAAAGCGGGAGUUUUACUGCUCUACAUUCCCGCGAUUUCCCGCUGCCGUUUCUCAUAAUUCUCAUAAAGAUGCCGAAAUUACAGUUUUCCGCCGGUUUUUGGUGCAUAAUAUUAGGUGCUUGCUACGCUCAAGAAUGUGGACGACCACCAUUAGUGGAGAGCAGGAUUGUGGGCGGGAAGGACGCCUUGCAUGGGGCGUGGCCAUGGCAGGUGGACAUACAGUCUAAUGGUCAUAUCUGUGGAGGCACCAUCAUCACACAGAACUGGGUCCUCUCUGCUGCUCAUUGUUUCCGAAAUCCCUACGACGUGAGUUCGUACAUCAUCUAUGCAGGCCGCUACCAGCUGAAUAGUGUCAACCCGCAUGAAAGUUCACAUCGUGUGAAGCGAGUGGUGAUUCCCUCGGGUUACGUGGAACCCUAUAAGGGGAACGAUUUGGCUCUGGUGCUCCUGUCGAGCCCGGUAACCUGGUCAGACUAUGUCCAACCCAUCUGCUUGCCCUCAUCAGACACCCUGUUCCCAGCCGGGAUGCAGUGCUACGUCACAGGCUGGGGAAACAUCCGAGAAGAUGUUGCUCUGCCAGGAGUCGGGACUUUGCAGGAGGUGGAGAUGCCAAUCAUCUCUCAGAAAGCUUGUCAGGAGAUGUACCAGCUAAAUCCGUCAGAGUCAGUGGACAUCCUGAGUGAUAUGAUCUGUGCUGGAUUCCAGUCGGGUGGCAAAGACUCCUGCCAGGGUGAUUCAGGAGGGCCCCUGCUUUGCCAGAUGAUAAAUGGGACCUGGGUUCAGGCCGGAGUGGUGAGUUUUGGAGUUGGCUGUGCUAAAGCCAAUCAGCCAGGUGUCUAUGCCAGACUGACCAGCUUCUCGAGUUUCAUCACCAGCACAGUUCCAGAGAUUCAGCUUUAUGGCUGUGCCAGUCAAAACUGGUCGAGGCGCGCGGCUGUGCUGAUCACUUUUCUGUCCAUUUUACUGCUGAUCACAUGAGAUGAAAAGGAAAUGACAAUGAAACUGAGAGAAUAUGAAAUGUUAACUUUAGGUCCAACUGGUCCUGACUAGUCAUAGUGGAAAAGUAAUUAAUAGUCAUGCACUAAAGCCAUAUUGAACAUGUAUUUUAAUCAAUCUUAAAAUUCACAUUUGCAUUAAAAUAUUUUUCAUUGUUUUCCAGCUUUUUAAAAUGGAAUUAUUAAUGAAAUAAACUUCUUUUGUAUUUAUAAUAAAUUAUACCUCACAGCACAAGGCCCCCACAGAGGCCCAUGUGGUUUUUAUCAAAA